Nannospalax galili (Upper Galilee mountains blind mole rat) is the source of this 939-nucleotide messenger RNA. Its product is annotated as olfactory receptor 4F17-like. The record is from RefSeq and is a predicted model, not a curated record. Gene Ontology annotation, biological process: G protein-coupled receptor signaling pathway. Gene Ontology annotation, cellular component: membrane. Lineage: Eukaryota; Metazoa; Chordata; Mammalia; Rodentia; Spalacidae. The transcript has a single exon. Gene Ontology annotation, molecular function: G protein-coupled receptor activity; olfactory receptor activity. Bases 1 to 939 code for a protein of 312 amino acids.
AUGGACCAAGUGAACGAUUCUGUGGUAACUGAAUUUGUUUUAUUGGAACUUCCACAGUCCUUUGGAAUGUGGUGUUUCUUUUGCUUCUUCUUCUCUGUAUUUUACGUGGGAAUUAUUUUUGGAAACCUCCUCAUUGUGGUCACAGUGAUUUUUGAUUCUCAUUUACAUUCUCCCAUGUACAUUCUACUGGCAAAUCUAUCACUCGUUGACGUGGGCCUUUCAUCUACAACAGUGCCUCGGAUAAUAUCUGAUCUUUUCUCUGGUUGUAAAGUUGUUUCCUUCCACAGCUGCAUGACACAAAUGUUCUUCAUUCAUGUUAUGGGAGGAGUGGAGAUGGUGCUGCUCAUAGCCAUGGCAUAUGACAGGUACACAGCCAUCUGCAAGCCUCUGCACUACCUGACUAUUAUGAAUUCCAAGAUGUGCAUGACUUUGGCAAUAGCUGCUUGGACCAUAGGCGUGAUUCAUGCUGUGUUUCAGUUUAUUUUUGUCAUAAAUUUACCAUUCUGUGGCCCCAAUAAUGUGGGAAGCUUUUAUUGUGAUUUGCCAAGGGUUAUAAAACUUGCAUGCAGGGAUAUUUAUAAACUAGAAUUUGUGGUCACUGCCAACAGUGGUUUCAUAUCCAUGGGCACUUUCUUUUUCCUGAUUGGAUCAUACAUCUUUAUUCUGGUUACUGUCCGACAACAUUCUUCAAGUGUUUUAUCCAAAGCAUUCUUUACUUUGUUAGCCCAUAUCACUGUAGUAGUUAUGUUUUUUGUACCAUGUAUGUUCCUUUAUGUGUGGCCUUUCCCAACUAAGUCAUUGGAUAAUUUUUUUGCUAUUGUUGACUUUGUUGUCACUCCUGUCUUAAAUCCUGUCAUCUAUACAUUAAGGAAUAAAGAAAUGAAGUUAGCAUUCAGAAGGCUAAGUCAACAGGUUCUAAGGUCUAGGGAAAUUACAUAG